Messenger RNA from Coniosporium apollinis CBS 100218, 915 nucleotides. RefSeq lists its product as uncharacterized. Bases 1 to 915 code for a protein of 304 amino acids. Gene Ontology annotation, cellular component: RAVE complex. Lineage: Eukaryota; Fungi; Ascomycota; Dothideomycetes. The transcript has 3 exons. The record is from RefSeq and is a predicted model, not a curated record.
AUGUCAACGGCUGUCUGGCCGCCAAUAGCUCCGGACCAGCUCCUCAAGGAGGAACAAGCCUCGCAGGCGCGGGAGCUUGAAUGGCUUCUCUCCUCCCUCCAAGAGACCUUGCAAUCACUCAAAGCCGGCCUAGAAGAGUGUGCGGCUCUGCUGGCGCCCACUGAGCACGGUUCUACCCUUGUGCUCUCCACCCACAGGAGUGAGAGUCUCAAAGGCUUCGUUACGCGUGUGGGGACGCGCAUCGUCAAAGGCGACAUCAAGCUCCGCCUCCAAAGCCUCCCUCCACCGCGCGGUGCCAACAGCUACGAUCUCAGCAUCUCCGCCGCUCCAACCGCACCUACCCUCGUACUCGGCCAGCUGACCACCACCCGUACCGCCAUAAACACCGCCCUGGACGUUGUGGAUGUGACGCGCUGGGCCGGCAACACAAACGACGCAUCCUACAUCUCCGGUCAGCUCCAGCUUCUACAUGACAACAUCAUCUCCGCCCAGGAUGCCUUGAAGGGCUACUCCCACCUGCAGAAGGAGUGGUGGGAACAGCCGGCCGAUGAAAAGAUAUUCAGUCCACCACUGCCGCCCACACUGGAUCUUCAUUUCUCAAUCCACGACUCGGCGCUCCUGCUCACCGUCCGGACGCUGGAGCCCGUAUCGCCGACGCCAACGAGCGAGUCGUUUACCGGGUUUAGCAUCAGAAAGGGACUUGUGGCAGCGCUGGGAGGAGCUAGGAUCGCUGCACACGACGAGGCGAACGACACGUUCCAGUACAAGGGUCAGGACGUCAAGGUGAAGGACAAAGUCCGCGUCGAGAGCCAGGACCCCAGCCUCAUCGCGGUGAUGGUCAAGUUGAGCGCGCUCGAGCAUCAGCUGCACCUCGCAAAGCGGGCUCUGGACGUAGUGAUGGGAAGGGACGAGUAA